Molecule: messenger RNA, 744 nt
Organism: Aegilops tauschii subsp. strangulata
Lineage: Eukaryota; Viridiplantae; Streptophyta; Magnoliopsida; Poales; Poaceae
Source: RefSeq, a predicted model, not a curated record
AUGGCGGCCAAGGUAGAUAGCCACCUUGAGCUUACGCCGUUCCUCCGCCAGCCGAAGACCCUCAGCCUUGAGGCGCGCGUCGACGUCCGCGAGUUCACCGCCGAGCCGCAAAAUGAGGCCACAGCAGAACAACAAGCCCCUGGACCAUCAAUGACCCUGGUAAGUGAGGAGCCUGUUGUCACACAGGAACAUGACAUGCCUCUUAUUGGAGUUCUUCAUCCACAUUCAAUGAUGGAAAUCAUGAGAAAUGAGGCUCCUAAACAAAAUAAAAGGAAGAUGCCCCUACCAUUGCCUGAAAGUUCUUUCCUCAAAGAAGCUAGAGAAGCAAUGCCAUCUGCAGGAACCAGCACCGCAACAAGACUAGGUAGUCUUACAAGUAGAGUUGAAGUGAUGAGGGAGGCCAAGCAGCAUGCCAAUGAAAUUUUGCAUGAACAGAGGUGUGCUGAAAUCCUGGAACAAAGAGAAGCAACUGCUUUGCAAAAAGCAGGUGAAGCCCUUGCCAAGAAAGAAGCACAAAAGGCUAAAAAAGCACUUGAAAAAGAAGCACUCAAGGCAGAGGCAAGGAAAAAGAGAGAGGCAGAAGCUGAAGCAAAGAAGGUUGCAGCUGCAGCUAAGAAAGAGGCACUACAGGAAGCAAAGAAGAGGGCUUUAGAAGAGAAGAAAGCAGCAGCUGAAGCAAAGAAGAGGGCUUUAGAAGAGAAGAAAGCAGUAGAACGUUGCAGCAAAGAAGCCCAUAAAAGUUAA